This is a messenger RNA of Trichoderma gamsii, 972 nucleotides long. RefSeq lists its product as hypothetical. The transcript has a single exon. Lineage: Eukaryota; Fungi; Ascomycota; Sordariomycetes; Hypocreales; Hypocreaceae. Bases 1 to 972 code for a protein of 323 amino acids. The record is from RefSeq and is a predicted model, not a curated record.
AUGCCUCCUUACUCUGCUCUCCUCCUGGCUGCGGCUGGGCUCGUUGCCGCAGAAGGUUUAACGGCAAUGAACCUCGGAGACGUCCUCGGGCGAGGUGUAACUGCUGCUGGCCUGGGUUCUUCGGCUUUUGGCGUCCACGCAGCCAGUGGUACUUGCGGCCUCGGAGAGACGGACUGUGACACCGGCUGCAUGCCCUUGACUGGCAUCUGCUGCGGCCUCGGCAACGGCGCUUACUGCGACAUUGGCUACUCAUGUGUUAGUGAUGGCUGCUGUCCUAUUGGGAAAGUUUGCACUGGCGAGCCUACAGGCUGCGAUGGAGACCGUGACCUUUGCGGCGAGUUUUGCGUGCCAAAGGGAACUUGCACUUCGGGAGGAGGUGGAGGAGGAAAUGGAGGAGGCGGUGGCGGUAGCGGAGGCGGCGAUGGAAGCUGCCCUACUGGAUAUGAGGCCUGUGAUGACGAAUGUAUGCCCAGUGGCAGCGUUUGCUGCCACAAUGGCUACCACUGCGAUGCUGGACAAACAUGUACCUCUGAUUUCAAGUGCCGGCUCGGCUCUGGAGGCGGCGGCGGAUCUGGUGGUGACGGCGGUGACAACCAAUCUUCAUCCCCUGGCGACUCCUUCACGACCAAAGGGUCUGGUGGUUCUUCGGGCCAUCAAACCAGCUACAGCCUCUCACCGGACCCUGAGCCAACUGCUGCUCCUACCCAGUCAAACCCCUUUGGCGGAUCCGGCGGCGAUGACAACACCUCCAAUCCCUUCCCUCCUGCCACCUCGGAUGAUGGCCAGCCCAGCCCUACUGAUACCGGCUCGCCCUUCACUUCUGAUGCUGGCCCUGCGACCACUUCUGACGUGAGCCGCCCUACCACGACUGCUGCUUCUCGCCCGACCAGCACCAACGGCGCUAACGGCGAUGCGAUUGGCUCUUCCGGCUUGCUUGUUGGCCUUCUUGCUCUUAUCCCCUUUGUUCUAUAA